Pteropus alecto (black flying fox) is the source of this 3088-nucleotide messenger RNA. It is a transcript of the gene PAK1, whose product is annotated as p21 (RAC1) activated kinase 1. Lineage: Eukaryota; Metazoa; Chordata; Mammalia; Chiroptera; Pteropodidae. Gene Ontology annotation, molecular function: ATP binding; protein serine/threonine kinase activity. Gene Ontology annotation, cellular component: cytoplasm. The record is from RefSeq and is a predicted model, not a curated record. Gene Ontology annotation, biological process: regulation of MAPK cascade; intracellular signal transduction; regulation of axonogenesis.
UCACUGCGCCCUGCGAGGGCGGGAGCGUGCUGCACCGGGAGCUGGGGCGGCUGAGCUGCUGGGAGCCCUGCUUCAGCCCAGUAGAGAGGCACGGGUGGAGCCAGGGCUUUGCGUGGCCAGGCCAGGAGGAGUGGUGCGGCUCUGCGACAAAAACAGUGGCCAGAGAUGCUGGGGCCAGCUCUCCCCACCAGCUGCUGGUGGUGGUGACAAUGUCCAAUAACGGCCUAGACAUUCAAGAUAAACCCCCAGCCCCUCCAAUGAGAAACACCAGCACUAUGAUUGGAGCUGGCAGCAAAGAUGCUGGAACUCUGAACCAUGGUUCCAAACCUCUGCCUCCAAAUCCAGAGGAGAAGAAAAAGAAGGACCGAUUUUACCGAUCCAUCUUACCUGGAGAUAAAACAAAUAAAAAGAAGGAGAAGGAACGGCCAGAGAUUUCUCUCCCUUCAGAUUUUGAGCACACAAUUCACGUUGGUUUUGAUGCUGUCACAGGGGAGUUUACAGGGAUGCCAGAGCAGUGGGCCCGCUUACUUCAGACAUCAAAUAUCACUAAGUCGGAGCAGAAGAAAAACCCACAGGCUGUUCUUGAUGUAUUGGAAUUCUAUAACUCAAAGAAGACCUCCAACAGUCAGAAGUACAUGAGCUUUACAGAUAAAUUAGCUGAGGAUUAUAAUUCUUCUAACACUUUGAAUGUGAAGACAGUGUCUGAGACCCCCGCAGUACCGCCAGUUUCAGAAGAUGAAGAUGAUGAUGAUGAUGCUACCCCACCUCCAGUGAUUGCUCCACGCCCAGAGCACACAAAAUCUGUAUACACAAGGUCUGUGAUUGAACCACUUCCAGUUACUCCAACUCGGGACGUGGCUACAUCUCCCAUUUCACCUACCGAGAAUAAUACCACUCCUCCAGAUGCUCUGACCCGGAAUACUGAGAAGCAGAAGAAGAAACCUAAAAUGUCUGAUGAAGAGAUCUUGGAGAAACUACGGAGCAUAGUGAGUGUGGGCGAUCCUAAGAAGAAAUAUACACGGUUUGAGAAGAUCGGACAAGGUGCUUCAGGCACUGUGUACACUGCAAUGGAUGUGGCUACAGGACAAGAGGUGGCCAUUAAGCAGAUGAACCUUCAGCAGCAGCCGAAGAAAGAGCUGAUUAUUAAUGAGAUCCUGGUCAUGAGGGAAAAUAAGAACCCAAAUAUUGUGAACUAUUUGGACAGUUACCUUGUGGGAGAUGAGCUGUGGGUUGUCAUGGAAUACUUGGCUGGAGGCUCUUUGACAGAUGUGGUGACGGAAACCUGUAUGGAUGAAGGCCAGAUUGCAGCUGUGUGCCGUGAGUGCCUACAGGCUUUGGAGUUCCUGCAUUCCAACCAGGUCAUUCACAGAGACAUCAAGAGCGACAACAUCCUGUUGGGAAUGGAUGGCUCUGUCAAGCUAACUGAUUUUGGAUUCUGUGCACAGAUCACCCCAGAGCAGAGCAAACGGAGCACCAUGGUGGGAACCCCAUACUGGAUGGCGCCAGAGGUUGUGACGCGGAAGGCCUAUGGGCCCAAGGUUGAUAUCUGGUCCCUGGGCAUCAUGGCCAUCGAAAUGAUUGAAGGGGAGCCCCCAUACCUCAAUGAAAACCCUCUGAGAGCCUUGUACCUCAUUGCCACCAAUGGGACUCCAGAGCUUCAGAAUCCAGAGAAGCUGUCAGCUAUCUUCCGAGUUGAGAUGGAUGUGGAAAAGAGAGGUUCAGCUAAAGAGCUGCUGCAGCAUCAGUUCCUGAAGAUUGCCAAGCCCCUCUCCAGCCUCACUCCACUGAUUGCCGCAGCAAAGGAGGCAACCAAGAACAAUCACUAAAACCACUCUUACCCCAACCUCAUUGUGCCAAGCCGUCUGUGAAAUUAAUGCUCAUUUCAGAAAUUCCAACCCCUGGUGCCCUCGCUUCCUCGCCUUGCUCCUCCCAUUUCCUGGUCUAGCACUCUCAAGACUUCAGUUCUUAAAAACCGUGCGUCCAGCAUUGAAGAGAACUGCAACUGACUAAUCAAAUGAUGGCCAUUCCUAAAUAAGGAAUUUCCUCCCAAUUUGUGGAUGUGAAGGUGGUUUAUGAUCAAGGGUUUAUAUGAAUAAACUCUUGGACUCCUGUUUCUACAUAGCGGAAUCUUCUCCACACACCAAUUCCCCUCACCCCCUGGCUUAUCAGUUCUUGGCUAUAUAAAAUUUUGCCUUUAUAACAUCAAUUUGUAAUUGGUUGAAGUUUCCUUAGUGCUUGAUUUUCAGUGACGAAACUGCCCAAACUCCUUAUUGUACUUGAAAAUUGGAACAGCUUGAGGAAUGCCAUGGGGGUUGAUAAUCUACCAGGGACGUGAAAUGCCUCAGCUUCCUGGACCAUGACUUUGGCACAGCUGAUCCUGAUAUGGGAGAGAGAGCUACCACAUUUUCUUUGUGCUUCUAGCAACUGUUUGGGAGGGUCUUGACCCAGUAGUUUUCCCCAUGCUAUUUCUUGUGAAAUGGUCUUGGCUAUGUAGCAGCUUUUGACUCCCUACAUCCCCUAGGCUGCUGCACCCAGUCUGUCUUUGUUUAGAACAUUGAUAAAUUUCCUAGGGCAUAUGCUGGGUGAGAGCAGUGUGAGAAUUCAGAAAAGAAAAUUAAGCUGCUUUUAGAACAAGGCUGGACAUCAGCACCUGUCCAGUUAAUACCUAUGUGAUGUGUCAAGAACUCAGUCUCUUUUUUCUAUCUGGGAUAAAGAGCUGAAAGAUUAACUCAGAUCUUCUGAUGGCUUGAACCUUCAAGUCAUAGGGAAGGAUGUCCAAAUCUGAGAGAUGACAUGUUUUAGAUGGAUUUGGUGGCUUGAGAUGAUAUUCUGCCAGCUGUGAGAGAACCUUGUUUUUAUGAUGCAUGGCCAAGCUCUCUGCAAAUGAAAAUGCUUGCAUUGGGUGUUGGGGAUGUUUGCUACCUCCUGCUAUUUUUGUGGUUUUGGUCCAUCCACUAUGAUAGGACCCCUGGCCAGCAUUGUGGCUUGUCAUGUCAGCCCCAUUGGCUAUCUUGUUAUGCUCUGAGGUACCAUUGCCUCUGCAGCACAAGUUUUAUUUCCUUCAAUAAAAGGAGAUGGAAAUACUCUA